CCCUCUUUAUUUAAAGAAGACUACUACAUUCAAUAGGCUGCAGAAAACAGAAAAACAAUAAUAAAGGCUCCCUGUAGGAAGUUAUUAUAGAAGUUGAAGACUUUUGCUGCUGAUUAAUGAUCAUCAAUAUGGCCUCAUUCAAUAAGCUUUAUCAUGAGCUGAAAGUUGUAUUCAUCUUUGCCCUUUUAUGUUAUCCUCAUGUUACAGUAAUUACAGAUGGUGGAAAUGUUUCAAACUGGCCGGGAAAGGAGACAAGAGGAAUGAAGGUAGGAUCAAGGCCACCAAGGUGUGAAGGAAAAUGCUCGAAUUGCAGGCCUUGUGUUGCUACAUUAAUAGCUCCUGGUCAUCAAGUCAAGAAAGUUACCAUUUCUUCCUCUAAAGAAGAUGGCACUUAUUAUCUUCUUGCAUGGAGAUGUAAAUGUGCAAAUAAGCUUUUCCAACCUUGAAAAACUAUUUAGUUCAUCUGUUUAUUUUUAUAUAUAUAUUGAGGUUUUGGCU
Molecule: messenger RNA, 498 nt
Organism: Nicotiana attenuata
Lineage: Eukaryota; Viridiplantae; Streptophyta; Magnoliopsida; Solanales; Solanaceae
Product: EPIDERMAL PATTERNING FACTOR-like protein 4
Exons: 2
Coding region: 117-446 (109 amino acids)
Biological process (GO): stomatal complex development; guard cell differentiation
Source: RefSeq, a predicted model, not a curated record